GACUUUUCCGAUUGUCGCGUGUUUCGAGGUCUUGAGUGAUCAAUUCAUUUGAUUCUUCUUUCCAUUUCAGUCUCAGAACUUCACCAUCCACUCCACUACAUCACACCACACAUCAUGUUGGGUCGUUGCGGACGACAGGCUUCGCGCCUGCUCCCGCGCACUGCGAAGCCGGCCUUCGUGCUCCCUCGUCCUAUGCGCUCGGCGGUCGCUUCGUUUCCUUCUAUGCCUGUUCAAUCUCGUUCUGUUUCCUCCUCCAGCCCUGAAGUGCAACAAAAUUUGCUUUCCGCCCAUCUCGAAGAGUCCGACCCCGCCAUCUACCAGAUCCUCCAGAAGGAGAAAAAACGCCAACAACAUUUCAUCAACCUCAUCCCCUCCGAGAACUUCACCUCCCAGGCCGUCCUCGAUGCCUUGGGCAGUGUUAUGCAGAAUAAAUACUCCGAGGGGUAUCCUGGAGCUCGGUACUACGGAGGCAAUGAGUUCAUUGAUCAGUCUGAGCGCCUCUGUCAGCAGCGAGCGCUGGAGACCUUCAGUCUCAACCCGGAAGAAUGGGGCGUGAACGUGCAGCCUCUGUCCGGAUCCCCUGCCAACCUGUACGCCAUCUCUGCCGUCCUAAACACCCACGACCGCCUGAUGGGUCUCGACCUGCCCCACGGCGGACACCUGUCCCACGGCUACCAGACACCUACCAAAAAGAUUUCUUUCAUCUCGAAGUACUUUGAGACUCUGCCAUAUCGGUUGGACGAGUCGACGGGUCUCAUCGACUAUGACAGUCUUGCGAAACAGUCUCUUCUCUACCGCCCCAAGAUGAUCAUCGCCGGUACCUCGGCCUACAGCCGUUUGAUCGACUACGCGCGCAUGCGCGAGAUCGCCGACGCCGCCGGUGCGUAUCUGCUCAGUGAUAUGGCGCACAUCUCCGGUCUGGUCGCCGCGGGCGUCCUCCCCUCGCCGUUCACCCACUCCGACAUCGUGACGACCACUACACACAAGUCCCUGCGCGGUCCGCGCGGGGCGAUGAUCUUCUACCGCAAGGGUGUCCGCCGGACGGACAAGAAGGGCAACAAGGAGAUGUACGACCUCGAGGGUCCGAUCAACGCCUCCGUCUUCCCCGGCCAUCAGGGCGGGCCCCACAACCACACAAUCACCGCCCUGGCCGUGGCGCUGAAGCAGGCCCAGUCGCCCGAGUUCAAGACCUACCAGCAGACCGUGCUGGCCAACGCCCAGGCUCUCUCGGAGCGACUGGGAUCGCCCCUCAGCAGCGGCGGGCUGGGCUACAACAUCGUCUCCGGCGGCACCGACAACCACUUGGUGCUGGUGGACCUUAAGAACCGCGGGGUGGACGGCGCGCGCGUGGAGCGGGUCCUCGAGCUGUGCGGUGUCGCCAGCAACAAGAAUACGGUGCCGGGCGACCGGUCGGCGUUGAAGCCCGGUGGCCUGCGUCUGGGCACGCCCGCCAUGACGACGCGGGGCUUCCAGCCGGAGGACUUCCGUCGGGUGGCGGAUAUCGUGGACCGGGCGGUGGUCAUCACCCAGAAGCUGGACAAGGCCGCCAAGGAGAGCGCGACGGCCAAGGGUGUCAAGAACCCGAAUACGGUCAAGGCCUUCCUGGACUACGUGGGCGAGGGUGAGGAGAUCUCGGACAUUGUGCAACUGCGCCAGGAGGUCGAGGACUGGGCGGGCACGUUUAGUCUGCCGUGGGCCAAGGACGAGUAGUUUCGUUGUUUGUUGCUAAGUUUUUUUUGUUGUCUGCAUGCCUGCGAAGAACCAUAUCCCUACUAGAUGAAUG
This is a messenger RNA of Aspergillus aculeatus ATCC 16872, 1783 nucleotides long. RefSeq names its product serine hydroxymethyltransferase. Gene Ontology annotation, cellular component: cytoplasm. Bases 115 to 1710 code for a protein of 531 amino acids. The transcript has 5 exons. NCBI's taxonomy places the organism in Eukaryota, Fungi, Ascomycota, Eurotiomycetes, Eurotiales, Aspergillaceae. The record is from RefSeq and is a predicted model, not a curated record. Gene Ontology annotation, molecular function: pyridoxal phosphate binding; serine binding; zinc ion binding. Gene Ontology annotation, biological process: tetrahydrofolate interconversion; folic acid metabolic process; L-serine catabolic process.